Melopsittacus undulatus (budgerigar) is the source of this 4184-nucleotide messenger RNA. RefSeq names its product glia maturation factor beta (gene GMFB). Gene Ontology annotation, molecular function: actin binding; Arp2/3 complex binding. Gene Ontology annotation, cellular component: actin cortical patch. NCBI's taxonomy places the organism in Eukaryota, Metazoa, Chordata, Aves, Psittaciformes, Psittaculidae. The record is from RefSeq and is a predicted model, not a curated record. Gene Ontology annotation, biological process: negative regulation of Arp2/3 complex-mediated actin nucleation; actin filament debranching. The transcript is spliced from 7 exons. Bases 54 to 482 code for a protein of 142 amino acids.
GGUGGUGGCUUCCGUUGUUGGCGCGCGAGCGGCGGCGGUUGGGCGCGCGCAAGAUGAGUGAAUCUCUGGUGGUUUGUGAUGUUGCUGAAGACCUGGUGGAGAAACUGAGAAAAUUCCGGUUUCGUAAAGAAACCAACAAUGCUGCCAUUAUAAUGAAAAUCGACAAGGAUAAGCAGUUGGUGGUACUGGAUGAGGAGCAUGAGGGCAUUUCUCCCGAUGAACUAAAAGAUGAGCUGCCUGAGAGACAACCUCGAUUUAUUGUGUAUAGUUACAAGUAUCAGCAUGAAGAUGGAAGAGUUUCUUAUCCUUUGUGCUUUAUCUUCUCCAGUCCAGUUGGAUGUAAGCCUGAACAGCAGAUGAUGUAUGCUGGAAGCAAGAACAAACUUGUACAGACAGCUGAACUCACUAAGGUAUUUGAAAUAAGAAACACAGAAGACCUAACUGAAGAAUGGCUGCGUGAGAAACUGGGCUUCUUCCAUUAAGAAAACCUCUGUGAUAAGUAUUUAUGUACCAUCCUGAUAAUACUGGAACCAGACAUGAAUACUUACAUCUAAAGAAUGCACUGUAUUUACAUCUGUCUCCUGCAAGUAUCUCUUGUGCGAAGUUUGUGCAAAUAGCAGGUCUGUCUCCUUGAAGUAACAAAUCUUUGCAGGUGUUUCCUUAUUUGUACCUGUUAAAAGGGAAUACUCCUCUGCAGGGACUCCUUUUGCACUCUUGUAACUAAUAUUUCUAUAACUAAAACAGUCCAGUUCUGGAUUUAUAACUAUCUCCAAACAUCAUUUGGAAGCUGACGCUAACUUUUUGUGAGCUACAAACGCAUCCUUAAGACAUACUAGCCAUUUAUAUGCAAAAAUUGUCUACUGUCAACCACUCUUCAGAUUUUGUGACUUAAUAUCUUCUUCAUUAUGAAAACUAUUCCCUGGAAACAUUUAGUAUUAAAAAGACAAAAUCAUUGUACAGCAAAUCUUUCCUUCGAGUCUCUGUGAACUUUCUCAAAUUUCUGGAACAAAUUUUUGUUAUUCCAGUAAUUCCUCAGUUGAGUCAGUCUUAAUAAACUUCAGGGCAAAGCUUUGACUGUCCAGCUCUCAUGCUAAUACAGUCUUACAGGAACUAGAUGAUAACUAAGGGCUGAAUUAUGACUCUGGUUACUCUGGUACCAGAUGUCUUGCAUAUAUAACUUAUUACACUGUUAGGAAGUUUACCUCUGCUCAUCUCCUGUUAUAUGAACACAUGUUAAUACUGUGUGCCUUUAAUUUGUUAGCUUUAAAAUGACUUGAGAAUUUUACACUGCCACUUGCUACAAAUUUGGUGAAAACUUUGUUAAAGAAUCCAAGUAACAUUUUUUCCUAGUGCCUAUUGUUGCAGUUGACAUCUGUUUAAAUAAAAAGAAGCCAACCUCAUUUUCUUUGAAAUUCCACUCAUCUACUCCAUUUGUAGGAGUCAGGAGGUUAAAGCUUUUCAUUAUAAUGAAUGAUUUAUAUCUCUUUUGUUAUAAAAGUUGGCCACAUAUAGCUUUUGAGUACUUAAAUAAUAGUCUCUUAACUUUCUUAACUGCUUCUUGUUCAAAAUUACAUUCCAGAUAAAGCUUUUGCAUAAGUGAUAAUUUGAAUUUUUAUUUACUUACGGUUCAUCUCUUUGAAACAGCAGAUAUUCUAAUGUGAAAUUAGUAUUGAACUUUUAUAAAUGACCAGUCUUUUUACAGGUCUGUUUUAUAUUGAAUAGAGUAGUUGUCUGAUAUGGGACAUGUUCAGCCCAUGCAGUGGCACAAGGAGUACUGACAUGACAGUAUCUCACUAUCUUGUGUUUGUUGUGCUGCUGAGUAAGUAUCUGCAUAAGAGCAGCUUCCUGUUAAUAAUGUACCUUAAAAUGCAGCUGCCCUAACAAAUCUGUUUGGUGGGAAGGAAUGCAGUGUUAAAUUUGGAGGCCAGUAUUUCAUGCUGUGAAACCUUUGCUGAAAGGAGGUUUAUUUUAAUUUGUAAACAUAUGUUGUGUUAGUGUUAAAACACUAAUUCCCCUGAGAUCACAAGGAAUUAAUUUGCAAAGGUCCUCACUGUUGGUAAACCUCUUCUUAAUUUGAUGUUACUGCUCAUUUAUUUGGAGUCAAACCUGACUUGAGAGGGGCUUUUCAAAAUACAUGUUAGAAUAAUACAGUUAAAUUGAUCUUUCAGUAUGGAAAAGAAAUGCUUGCAAUUAAAUUUCUGUGUUAAUAUAGUGAACUGGAAAAACAAUUUAAUUUCCCUGGACAAAAAAAAAGAUUAUGAAACUGUUGCUUGGUCAUGAUGUACUACAGAUCAAUAAAAGCCAUGUGUUUUGUGACAAACAUUGUAUAAAUAAGACUUUGGCUUAAAGAAUAGUGUCAUUUUAAGCAUUGCUCUUGAAACAGGAAGAAUUGAUCUCAUUUUGUGGUGUUGUGCUAAAGGUAAGGCAUGUCAAAGUACAGCGUGGGUGAGAGGGAAGGUGCCACUUGCAAUGUUCAGCUUGAUUUGCAGUGGGGAAAACUGGAUUAAUCAUCUUUCUCAUUGUACUUUGUACACUAGUGGGCUGCCAGCAUCCAACUGCUGCUUGCACAGGUCUUGACAAAAAUAACAGUGAAAGGGCCUGUCUCUCGGGAGAGAGGAGCUGCUGCAGCCAAGUGAUGGAAUUUGAUUCUUCAUCUCUGCAUCACUCCACUUUCUGCCAAGAAAAUAUUGCUACUUUUGGCUAUAUCAGAAAGAAGUUCUUAUUGCCUGCACUUAAGGACUGUGCCUUGAGUGCCUCCCCUCAAGCCUUGCAGAAAGCAAACAAAUCCUGAUGAGAGUGUUAAAGCCCACUUUCUUAUGAAUGGUGAUUCUAUGAUGCUGCUCAGCCCACCAGUAUUACUCAUCAAACAGCCCUGGUAGCUGUACCUCCUUCUCUCUGGUCUGUGGAAGUGAGGAAGCAGCUGCAGGUACUUGGAGAAUGAGUGUGCAGAGGAUGUUUGCUGUUCUAGGCUUGUUUUUGGUUUCCUUAUUUUUAAUGCAGUGUUUUGACACAACUGUAUGAUGUUUACUUUCCUGGGCUUUCAAGAUAUAGGUAGUGCUAAUACUUGAUUAAACAAAGACAUUAAUCAUGUCAGAAUCUUUCCUGCACAAAUAAUACUUGUUUUUAUAACAUUUUUCCCACCUUUAUUUUCUGUACCGCUGCCCCCUUAAGAUCAGUGGGUGGCAGGUGUGUCCAUGUUCAGAAGGCCAGUAUGUUCUGACUGUGCUUUAUUAGCGAGCUGCCCAUCUGUAAUCAUACAUUUUUGUCUUGAAUUUUCAGAUCUUUAAAAGAGGGUUUAGACAAAAGGACAGCCUAAAUUAACUAAAGGCACCUGUGGGAGCCUUUGUAGCUAAAGGUCUGAGAGUCAGCAUUUUCCAUUGUGAGCUCCUAUUUUUCAGGAGCUAGUAAUUUGUCCAUAAAAUCUUUGGCCUGGAGUUAGAGUUGAAGGUCCCUCAAAGGGAGAAUUCUGCCACAAUUAAUCUGGUUUGUUUUAAAUAUUGACUAGAUGGCUGGGAUGCAGCUGUUGAAAUCUUAUUAAUUGAUAGUAGACUGAAUUAAAGCAUGAGUUUGCAUGUCAGCCUGUAAAAUGGACUUGUAUUGUUUGAAUAUUUUUAACAAGAAAAAAAAUUACAUGCUGGUAUUUGAUGGCUUAAGUUUCUAGUAUCAUGAAUGCUGUUUUGAUCUGUCGAAGGAGGCAAUAAUGUGGGUGUUGACACCUUUUCAGUUCUCCAAAGGAGCAUCUUAGGCAUUUGUACUAGCAUUCCAUUUUUGUAUUUUUAACUGUCAAAUAACUAGUCCAGAAAUUAUGUUAAGCUGGUAACAAGGGUCUGAAUCAAACAUGCAAAACGAGGGAGUUCAGUUCCUCACUUCAAUGUGCUCAAAAAAGAAAUAUCCAACAUACUUUUUUUGGAUACAUCUAGAGAAGUGGAGGUGUAGUGUGAUCCAGACUCAGUGUGACCUGCAUGCUGCAAGAUGCCAGGAUUGGCACCACUGCUGCAGGUAGUAAAAGAUGCGAAGAGGUUCAUGGCAGUUUUGUGCAUUUGGUAAUUCCAUGAAAAAAAACAGUAUGACUUCCAUAUGCUGUUUAGUCUCUGCUAGUUCACAUUGCAUGUUUACUUUAAACCAAAUCUUUUUUUGCUAAGCGUGGUGCUUGUAUUGGUUUAAAUAAAAUGUUUAAUUAAGAG